This is a messenger RNA of Acaulospora morrowiae, 2526 nucleotides long. The record is from the annotation of a GenBank genome assembly. NCBI's taxonomy places the organism in Eukaryota, Fungi, Glomeromycota, Glomeromycetes, Diversisporales, Acaulosporaceae.
AUGUCCAGUUUAAAAGAUAUACUGCGUAGCAUAACAACCUUUGUUAACUCUUCGAAUUCUGAUGUUCAGCCGAUUAUCGAUCUUAUCGAUACCUUCGCGGCUUUGCAAGAUCGCGAGAAAACGGAAAAGAUUUCUGCUGAACUGCUGACCCUCUUCAAUUCUGUGCAAAACAACCCACAAAAGAUCCACGCUUUUUUAAAAUGUUUACGAGCGAUGUUGCCCAUUUUGGGAGCUGAUAUUUUUAUAACUGAUUGGUGGGGUCGAGUUCUACUUCCCGUCCUUCAUUCUCCAUUACAACCAAAAGACAUAGUGGAAGAAGUUAAAGGGAUUACACGGGACAUAUUAGUGUGCGAAACAGAACGUGUAACAACAUUUAGAAAGGAAAUUCUUGAACUUUACCUAAAGGAAACAAACAUGGUGGGAAAAGCGGCUGGCGAAGGAAAGGGAGUAGUGGGGGAACAAGUGCACGCAUUCUGGUGUAGAAAUUUGGACAAUGUGCUCAGAAACUUUGGCGGUGCCAAGACCAAGGAUUUCUUUGAUCUUUUAAAUUCCUACUUUGUUCAACAAAAAUAUCGACUACAAAUAUUAUCUUUGCUAGCUGAAUUCAUCCGGUGUCAGAGCUUACACAUUCACCUAAUUUUGGAGACGCCUCUUCUUGACUCCUUACUCACAUCCCUGCAGAAAGAUACGUCUACCACCCUGAUUUCCUUAUCACUGACAACACUUAUCAUGCUUCUACCUCAUAUAUGUACACCCGUCGUCUCUUAUCUCCCACGUCUCUACAUUAUAUUCGUGAGAAUUUUAUGUUGGGACAAACGCAAUUCAAGUUCCAUGGAUUAUGAAGAUGAAGUGGAUGAUGAGGUCUUUGUCGAUAGUAACUACUCGCCAAAAGAAAAAAAGGGCGACGGGUGGGAACAAUGCGAUUCAACAUUUGAUAAUAUACCAUCAACACCGCCGAAUUGUUUACAUUUUUUUACAAUACUAUACGGGAUGUUCCCAUGUAAUACUGUGAAAUUCUUAAGAGAUCCGAUAAAGUGGUUAGAGGAAAAGGAAUCCAACCCUUUAUAUACGAAAAUUGACAACGAUGUCAUACGUUCUAGAAGUUUGCCAUUAUUGCGGCGUCAUACUCUACAUCCAAAUCUUGUUCUUAGCGAUUCUCGAAAAGAGCUUUCUGACACUUCAAGGUGGAUGAAACUUGAACCUGCAGAUGUAGUUGCCGAAUGUAUGGGAUUAGAUAUGGAAAACACGUCAACAUCGAGCGAGAUGGAAGACUUAACAAAAAAAGUAUUGGAACAAGUUGAUUCGGUAGCUGAUACCGGAACAGAAAAGGUUCGACGAACCUCACAGGCAAUAUCAUUGCAAGAAAUCAUGGAUGUUCAUCAGGCCCUAAAAAGUGGAGCUGAUAUAGUCGUAGGCGAUGAUCCCUGGGCUUCAAAGAUAAUCUCAUAUUCAAAUUCACUCACCUCUCCUACAGAUACAUCGCAACUUUCUGUACCUUCCAUAUCAAAUACAAAGGUUAAUUCUUCCAUUCCCUCAUCCCCUUCAAAACCUUCUGCUCUCUCUUCAUCAAAUACCCAAGCCAGUAUUUCGUUUCUUCAACGUGAAAUAAUGCUGCUUCGAAAUGAACUAAAUUUUGAGCUUUAUCUGAAACAACAACACCUUCAACAUAUUGGUCGCCUUCAUCGUGACCAUGUGCUUGAUAAUCGAGUUGAAGCUGAAAGUCAAAAUUUAUACAACACUUGUCGAAGUUUAAAAUCCCAAUUAGAACAAAUACAAUCCGCUUUUAAUAGACAGCGAGAUGAGACAUCUAACAUAAAGAAAAAACACGUUCAAUGGGCAGAUGACCUAAAUACAAAGUUAAAAAAAUACCGUGAAGAAAAAAAAGAAUGGAAAACGGAAAUGGACAAGUUAGAGCAACAGUUGAGGGAAGCCAAGCUCACCAUUAGCGUACAAGAGAAACAGAUAGAAGAAUCUAACGCAAGGGAAGCCGACACGCACAAAUUUCAGGAGCAAAAGCGUCUCAUGGAGGCCCUUGUAGCGCAAUGGCAUAAAAUGGAACUGAAACUGGAGUUCGGUGAAGCCGAAAUUAAACAAUUAAAGUCAUUAGUCAGUUCUCAAUCACGUAUAAUUGAUGACUUGAAAAUCAAAUCCGAAUCUUCAUUACAAAACACAAGAACAAAUACACUAGAAAAACAGAUGAGGAUUUGGACAUCCGAAAGAGAUAGGCGAGAUAAGGAAUUCAAAAGGUUGGAAACAAAUUAUGAAAAUGUUAAAAAACAUAAUGAAGAAUUGCAGCUACGUAUUGUUGAACUUUUGGCACAAGUAGAAUCGCUAACCCAACCUUCACAAAACCUGAUUGCUCGUUUAAUCUUUGGAGAUAUUAAGAAAUUCGAAUUGUGCGUUCCGUUCACGAAAAUGAAAAACUUCAUCGAAAAGGAAUCUUCUGAUUUUUAUAACUUCAAGCUCAUAAAACGGAUAGUUUCUUCUAUUUCUGGUGGAUUAUUUUUUCUUGAUACUCCCUUGUGA